AUAGAAUACUAAUCAUAUUAUAUUUUAAGUUUUUUUUUAAUAGAAUAGCAUUUUUAAUAUUCAAUAAUUUUUUUUUGUAGGGCAUAAAUAGAAGAAGUAUAGAGGGUGAUGAUGAUGAGCUACAAUAUUUAUUCCCGAGCCUUUUCUUGUAAAUUUUCAUUAAAGCCCAAAAAAAUGAGAAACAAAACUUGGCCUCGGCCACGGCCAUUGCUAUUCAUUCUUAUUGUAUUGUUCGUGUUACAUAGUAAUCUCCAUACCGUUCAUGGUGACGUCGGCACCUCAGCUCAGUACUCUCCUCCCUAUCUCCCGACGGCGUGUUACGACAGCGACUCGUCGCAAUUUCCGUCGAGUAAUUUGUUUGCGGCGGCCGGAGAUGGGAUCUGGGACAAUGGGGCCUCGUGCGGGAGACAGUACCAAGUUAGGUGCAUCAGCGCAGCCCAACCGGGAACUUGUAUCCCGGAUAAGACUAUCCUUAUCAAGAUUGUGGAUUACGCGGGUUCGCUGGUUUCCAGUCCCUCCGCCACAGGGACAACCAUGGUUUUGUCCCAAACCGGGUUCGGUGCCAUUGCCGAUUCAACGGCUUCGUCUAUCAAUAUUGAAUUUCAGCAGGUAUGAUGGAGGAGAAGAUUCGUGGAAAAUAGAAUUAAAAGCUCGAUAUCAAGUAUUGCUAAGGGGCUCUCAAUACCAUAACAAGAUCACAUAUAAUUAUUCGAGCAAUUUAAUAUUGUUCUCAUGUGGUUGGUGUUGGACAAAUAGCAAAUCUGUCAAAAAUUGUAAUAUCAUAUUGGAAAUAUUAUAUAUAAAAAAAUAUGUCGGUUUUGGUAUCA
Messenger RNA from Humulus lupulus (European hop), 827 nucleotides. Its product is annotated as EG45-like domain containing protein. Lineage: Eukaryota; Viridiplantae; Streptophyta; Magnoliopsida; Rosales; Cannabaceae. The record is from RefSeq and is a predicted model, not a curated record. The coding region runs from base 109 to 615 and encodes 168 amino acids. The transcript has 3 exons.